Messenger RNA from Trichogramma pretiosum, 5521 nucleotides. RefSeq names its product lachesin (gene DIP-beta). The record is from RefSeq and is a predicted model, not a curated record. The transcript is spliced from 9 exons. Gene Ontology annotation, cellular component: neuron projection. NCBI's taxonomy places the organism in Eukaryota, Metazoa, Arthropoda, Insecta, Hymenoptera, Trichogrammatidae. Bases 581 to 1939 code for a protein of 452 amino acids.
UAUAGGUUUGAAUAAUAUUCUAUUGAUAAAAUUGAAGGAUUAAACUUCAAUAAUCGAAGUGAUUAGUUAUUUUUUUUAUAUUUUAAAAUAUAUCUCUAAAUAGGAGUAAAUACUAAAUAUCAGUUAAUUUUCAUCUUGUGAUUAAUUGCCAAGAUACAGUUUGCUUCUCAUCCGAUCGAUGAAUUAUUGAUUUGAGGUAAAACACUCGUUCAAGUGUGCAGUUAAGUGAAUAACAAUGCAGCUGUAAUCGUUUGAUUAUUGCGAAAAAUUCCUACAAUCAACCCGCAUCGCACAGCGGCAGUAGUAUAGAGCAAUUUUUCACUCCAUUCAACAACAAUUCAACUGUUUCGCCGAAAGCUUAUGAGCUUUAGUUUCAACCGAGGAAUGACACGGAUAUAGCCAGCAGCGUAAAGAGAAGAUCGAGGAAAUUAGCCGCACGUGAACAAUGGGGCUAAAAAGAUAAGAUCCAGCGCGUGUCGAGUCGAGCCGAGUCGAGAGCUACCGUUGCCGCUCUCUGUCUCUCUCUCUCCCGCCGAUAAUCCCGCCCGCGCGCGGUCGAGUGCGGCAAAAGUGUAUUGUUAUGUCGACGGCUGCAGCGAGGAAGAGGCCGCAAUUAUCGCGGUGGAACAUCGCUGCCGCCUUGUCCAUCAUCAUGGGCCGCUGCUGGAUGAUGCUCUGCCCGAGUAGCCUUGUCGUGCUCUUCAUCGUCAACGUGCCUAUAGCCAGGUGCCUGGAGCCGGACUUUCUUAAUCCCAUGGAGAACGUAACGGUGACGAAGGGUCGCGACGCCGCGUUCACGUGCGUGGUGAACAAUCUUGGUGGAUACAGGGUGAGUCCCUCGUCCGCGAGCGGUGAUCACAGUGUGGCCAAUCCUCGGGUGGCCUGGAUCAAAGCCGACACCAAAGCCAUCCUGGCGAUACACGAGCACGUGAUCUCGAACAACGCCCGGCUCACCGUCAAGCACAGCGACUUCAACACGUGGACGCUCAACAUCAAGAACGCCCAGCCCGAGGACCGGGGCACCUACAUGUGCCAAGUCAAUACCGAUCCCAUGAAGAGUCAGAGCGCACAUCUGGAAGUCGUCAUCUCGCCGGAUAUUAUUUACGAGGAAACUUCGAGCGACAUAAUGGUGCCGGAGGGCGGCUCGGCGAAACUUAUCUGCAAGGCGCGCGGCUACCCCAAGCCGGAAAUCAUCUGGAGGCGCGAGGACGGCAGCGACAUUACCACCCGCGCGAGCACCGGCAGCAAGAGCAAAGUGUCGCAGGCCCAGGGCGAAAUUCUAAGCUUCCCGAACGUCGGCCGGAACGAGAUGGGAGCUUAUUUGUGCAUAGCGAGCAACGGAGUGCCUCCGUCGGUGAGCAAACGAAUGAUGCUGCAAGUUCAUUUUCGUCCGUUGAUUGAAGUGCCGAACCAGCUAGUUGGGGCGCCGAUGAGAACCGACGUGACGCUAUCCUGCAAAGUUGAGGCUUCGCCGAAACCUAUUAAUUAUUGGACCCGUGAAAACGGAGACAUGAUCGUCACGAACGACAAGUACUCGAUGUCGGAAGAAGUCGCCAAUACCUAUAGCGCCCGGAUGCAGCUGGUCAUAAUGAAUCUCCAGCCGAGGGAUUUCGGCGGCUACAAGUGCAUAUCGAAAAAUUCGCUGGGAGACGCCGAGAGCGGAAUUAGAUUGUACGAGAUAGCGCUGCAGGAGCACAAAAAGGAGUACGACAACGGCGGCGGCGACAACGAGUACGGCGGCAACAACGAGGACGAGCGAGAACUCGGCAAUCGUCUCAAUCACGUGUAUCAGGGUCUGCGCGAGGGCGGCGGUGCCACGGCCCAGCCCAAGGCCAAUGGAGCCGAUGCCGCCGUUGCUACUGCCCGGACGUCGCUGCUGAUGACGACGCUGCUGCUGGUAUUCUUCUUGGCGACGACGAGAAUCGACUGCAGUGCGUAGAAAAAGACGAACGCAGACGACGUCAGAGGUGGGAGACACAUAAAACUGUACAGAACAAUUUUUUAAUCGUAAGAAAAAAAGAAUCGUGUACUUAUAAGGGGCGGGCUUUUGAUUUCGAACUUUGUGUCGUUACAUGAAUAUACUAUUAUGGUGCAGCGUUGAUCGAGGACGAAUUUAGGACGAUAUAACGAUAUCGGCAGCUGUUUGGCUGCGCCGAGCGCGUAUAAUUUCGAUAAAUGCUUUGAGUGACAUUACCGCACACAUAUCAAAGUCUUUCCGUAGUGUGUAAUUAUCUUCUUUUUUUCGGCGCAGCCACUCGCAUAUUUAUAUAAAUAUUAUAUAUAAUACAAUGGUUAAUCGAAAGUGUGCGUUGAAAGUAUAUUUUAUAAAUGUGAAUUAUAUAAGAUACGAUUGGCACGAGACGAAAAAAGUUUUUCUUUAUCGAAAAUGAGAAAAUCGUUGAAAUGUUAUGAAUGUUCUGUUAUUGAGUUGAGCACAAAUUUUGUACACUACAAUGAGAUCAUAUAUAUAUAGAAUAUAUUGUAUUAUGAUGCCUAAGUCUGUGCGUACAAGUAUAUAAUACCUAAUGUACAUAUUUACACUUUUUCAAGCUCAAGCCAAAUGAAAAAUCGAACGCGUCUACAAAACAAAAAUUAUUUAUUAUGGGCUUAUAGCUUAAACUUGGCUUUUUAAUUUUUUUAUGGGAUUUUUCUUCCCUGUUUCAUUGCAUUUUUUAAAAUUUCAAAAUUUGUAAUUUCUCCCCCAGAUAAGCUGUUUCUAUUUUUCGUAAACUUUAAGCGUAAAACUUUUUUUCGUUGCAUUCUUUGGUCGCAUUAGGAUGGCAAUAACAACAAAAAAUGUAAAAGAAAUUAUGCUCGAGUGUUCGUAAAGAGCAACCUAUGCGCGUUCGAUCACCUCGCCCCGAGUUGCGGCCGUAACCAUUUCAUAUUCCGAUGAAGUGUGCACCACCUGGGCACUGUAGCUCAAAUGGUUUCCACUGAAUGUUACGACUGGUAAGAGGCAUUUUUAAAAAACAUGAAAUGCCGGUAAGGGCAAAAGAAAUAAAAAAAAAUUCAAAAGUAAAUAAAGGAACUGCUGUAACUCAAUGAGAGAUAAAAAUGUUGGAAUUUUGAAUAAUUCAAUAAAAAGGGUAGGAAAUAUCCCAUUAAACAAUGAAAUAAAAAAAAAAACAAGAUUCCUAGGUAUACGUAAGCCCUCAGCGACUAAUUCGGAGAUUUCAUUGUAAAAGUUUUAUAAAUUAUCACUUCCGAAGCUUACGUUUGCGGCUCAAAUUCCAGAUCUCAUGAACUAUCCUGUAAUUAAACCGUGCCAAAAAUUAUUUUUAUUCUAAAGAAAAAGAGUCAACAGUUUUCUCAAUAAAGUUGAGGAGAAUUUAGAAGUACGAAAACUUUUUUUCCGUUGAUCUACAUACAUUUCCAGUAAAUCAUGCUGAAACAAAGUAAACUUACUAAAUUCACUCAUUAGUAUUCAAAUUUUCUUCAAUUAUUUUAUUUCGACCAUUAAUAUCACUACAUAGAAGUUAUUUUCCACGCGAAUCGCGAUCAAUGUAGUGCAUUUAGGAAACGCCGCGGCAAUAACUUUGAUGCACGUUUUUUUACUCCAUAAGCUUUUACCUUCAAAGUACACGCCGUCUCGUCUUACUCUAUACGUCGCACUGUCAUAAUGUUCACGAGAUUUUACAAGCAUUCGAGGCAUUCUCAUUUCGCGUUGUAAUCUCUCUCUCUCCCCCGGGGAAGGGAGCGCAAUUAAUAUCAAUCGUCGGAAGCUGCUCAUUGCAUACAAGCAACAUGACGACGCGUUUCAGCUCAUUAUGCUCGUCGUGAAUAUAAAGACAGAGGCAGAAGAGAGAGAGGCGGAGACACAGAAGCCAGAGGCAGAGAGAAAAGAGCGAUUUUCUCUCCGGCGUGUGCAGUGCUGCUGCUGAUGUCGAGGCCUCUCAGGGGUGAAACUUUCUAUCUACCUCUCUUUUUCACUUUUCUCUAUUUCUCUCCGGGCUUAUGUGUGUGCGCGCGCGGGAGCUGUGCCUUUCUUCUUCUGCAGGCUGUGAACACAGCGCUCCGCAUUGCCACAGUGCAGCAGCGGCAGUAGCAGAGGUAUACACUGCUGCGCUCGGUUUCUCUCCCUCGCACUUCAUAUCGCGGAUUAGCGAGCACCUGUUGCUGCUGCUGCUACUGCUGCCACGGCUAUACACCGACGAGCCAUGGAGCUUUCCUGGAAAUCUAAUUGCUUCCUCGGCACGCGAACAUCCCAAGCAAGUCUCCCACUCUAUCUUUCUCUCUCUCUCGUUCUCUCUUCCUUUCUCGUCGUCUUUCUUUCUUCGAGUUAUUAUAUUGGCAGGUAAGCGUAAAAUAAAAAGACGAAGAGGGAAGAAGAAGGAAGGAAAAUUUCACCCAACGGGUACACUUCAGCGGAGCUAAGUGCAUUGCAUUAAAUGGCUCGAGAUUUCUUAAAAGAUUGUUUCAACGUAAGCUUACUUGUUUUUACUUUUUUUUUCGCCGCGCCGGCACCCCCGUGCUUUUUCCCUUCCUCCUCCAAGCUCUCUCUCUCUCUCUCUCUAACUCGCCAACUGCACAAGCCAACCAGAAACAACGCAAAUCUUCUCUCUCUCGUUUUCAUUUCGUUUCGUGUAAAACUCAUUUUAAGUAAAAGCAGUAAAAUGCGGAAAUUACUCUCAGAGGUAAUUUUUUUUCCUCUGUCCCAACACCGUUUACAUUACGAUUUUAAAGUAUAAUGGCAAAACAAUUUUUGUUUCGCUCGCACAACUCGUAAAUAAAUUUAAAACUAUUGUAUUAUUAUAUCCUUCGAAUGAAAAAAAUGGUAACGAUCGUUGAUUUUUCGCAACUUCGGGAGUCGAUAAAAUUUAUAAGAAAAAUUUAAGAAAAAAGAUUUAAAAAUAUCACUCAGCAGUGCGUCGUAACAUAAUUAUAUUUUUCAAGUACAUUAUAGGAACGAAGUUGCGACGAAUCGACGCGUUGAAUGAAAAUCUCUGUAAAGACGCUGUAAAAUAAUGUGUUAUAAUAUACUGAUGAUAGUUAUAAAAAUGUAACUCCAUUACAUAUAAAUAUGUUAUACACAGAUAGCCGCAUCAAAAAGUUGAUAAGGUUGACGUAAUACGUACGAGUGUUAUUAUUAAAUGUCGUUCGCAAAAAUUUAUUUAAUGAACUUGAACAAAGCAUAAUAAGCUAAUUAAUUAUAUCUAAGUAUAAAUGGUGUAUAUUAUCAAUAGAUGAAUGACUAGAUGAAUUUCAUUGUAUGAGUUGUCGAUCGCUGAAGACCAUUUUUUGCUCUGAAAUGAAAAAAAUAAUAAUAAUAAUCGAGAACAACUUUUUUCGAAGCGUAACUCAUCGCGAAUGGAAUGCUUGAAAAAUUAAUUGUACUUGUGAAUAAAAAAAUUAUAGUUAGUUUAUGAAAAAUCGUUGGCGACUGAUGAGUGUUGAAUAUAAAUGCAAAAUAAAAAAAGAAGUAUAUAUAAUUAAUAAGGUGUUUACAGAGAAAUCUUAAUGUACAUAAAACAAGAAUGUGAAUAUAUAUGAGCAUUGUACCAAAAAAAAAAAAGAAAGG